Molecule: messenger RNA, 1281 nt
Organism: Closterium sp. Naga37s-1
Lineage: Eukaryota; Viridiplantae; Streptophyta; Zygnematophyceae; Desmidiales; Closteriaceae
Source: the annotation of a GenBank genome assembly
AUGGGCCCACGAUUCCCGCCCGCUGCUGCCCGUAGACCCGUCCGUCGCAUCUUGCACGUGGCGAACGCGCCAGCGGGCCUCCGCGGUCGCUGUGAGGGGGGAGAGGGAAGAGGGGAUGGGAGUGGCGGCGGAACGCUGUGGGGGGAGAGGGAAGAGGGGAUGGGAGUGAAGGCAGAACGCUGGGGUGUGAGUGGUGAGAGUUCAUCUGCAGCAUCAGCCGCCUCCUCCUCCUCCUCUCAUCCCCUACCACAUACCUCCCAUAUCGGCCGUACUUCCCCGUGCUUGCCCCGUGCCCGUGCCCGUGUUGCCCGCCCGUGUUCCCCGUGCCCGUGCCCAUGCUGCCCGCCCGUGUUCCCCGUGCUUGCCCCGUGCCCGUGGCCGUUCUGUCCGCCCGUGUUCCCCGUGCUUGCCCCAUGCCCAUGGCCGUUCUGUCCGCCCGUGUUCCCCGUGCUUGCCCCGUGCCUGUGGCCGUUCUGUCCGCCCGUGUUCCCCAUGCCCGUGCCCGUGCUGUCCGUACCCAGUCGUGCCCCACCCGUUCCACCCAUGCGUCCCGUGCUUCACGUGCUGCCCCCGAGCUUCCUGUGCUGCCCCCGUGCUUCCCAUGCUGCCCCGUUCUGCCGUGCUGCCCCAUUCUGCCCGUUCCAGCCCGUUCUGCCCGUGUUGCCCCAUUCAGCCCGUGUCCUGCCCAGUUCUGCCUGUGCUGCCCCGUUGUGCCCGUGUUGCCCCGUUCUGCCCUUGUUGCCCUGUUCUGCCCGUGUUGCCCCGUUCUGCACGUGUUGCCCCGUUCAGCAUGCGUCCUGCCCAGUUCUACCUGUGUCGUGCCCGUUCCCGUGCCGUGUUGCCCCGUUCAGCCCGUGUCCGGCCCCGUUCUGCCCUUGCUGCCCGUUCUGCCCGUGCUGCCCGUUCUGCCCGUGCUGCCCCUUUGUGCCCGUGUUGCCCCGUUUUGCUCGUGUUGCCCCGUUCUGCCCGUGUUGUCCCGUUCAGCCCGUGUCCCAUUUGUACCUGUGUCGUGCCCUUUCCCGUGUCGUGUUGCCCCAUUCAGCCCGUGUCCUACCCCGUUCUGCCUGUGCUGCCCGUUCUGCCCGUGCUGCCCCGUUGUGCCCGUGUUGCCCCGUUCAGCCUCCGGUGUCCUGCCCCGUUCUGCCCGUGCCCCACCCGUGCUGUCCGUACCCAUUCGUGCCCCACCCGUGCUGCCAGUUCUCGCCCGUACCCCACCCGGUCUGUGCUCCCGGUCUCGUGCUGCCCGUCACCCCCGUGCAGCCCGUCCCGUACAGCACCUAG